UCCAGUCUGAAUUAUGUACAGUGGAUCGUGUCCGGGUUUGCGAACAACCGUCUGAAAGGUCUUUUGAAGCCACUAUCCGGCGCCUUACUGAAUCCCGCGCCCGAAAGAUGUUAUACUUAUAUCUCCCAAUCUGGCAGGACAGCGAGGCUCCCACAGAGGGAAGAAGGGAAGAGUGAGAGAAUCUGUAACGCCGUUUAUCGGGCCUCUCAUGGUCGGCAUCGGCAAUUCCUAAUGUUGUCUAUCUACUUGUCGCCCGCCAUAAUCGCGCCAUGGCAGCAAAAUCAUCGUCAAACCGAGACGGUGGCGAAAAUGUCUAGAAAGAAGGCGAUUCUCUGCUUCACCAACAACCCAGAAACCCAAGUAGUGGGUGCCCUCAUCAAACAGGGGGAGGUAAAAGCUCGUGAAGAUGCUGUUUCCGGCAAGAAGCUCAUGUGGGUCGAUAGGCCGACGGCAACUACCGACGCCCAGAGGAAGGCCAUCUCGGAGUUCCCGGAGAAAAUGACCAACCGCUGCCGAGCCGUCCUCAGAAACAUCAUCUGCCUCUCGGACUCCGAGGAAGACGACCCAUCUGACUUGUUGGUUUGGUGGGUUCGCGUAACGAAGCCCAAAAGAGCUGAGUGGCUGUUGGCUAUCAAGUAUCUGCAGAAGCUGCAACAUCCCUUGGUGUUUAAGGUAACGGAGUUUGCCCUUCUAGAAGAAUCAUUUGAAGCAAAUAUUCGUGACUACACCAGGUUAAUUGAUGCUUAUUCUGAGGCCAAUCUUCUGAAACAAGCUGAAGUCACGUUUGAUACCAUGAAAAGAAGAGGGUUUCAGUGUGAUUCAGUUGUAUUAACAGUGUUGAUUCACAUGUACAGCAAGGCAGGGUGUCUUGACCGUGCCAAAGAGGCAUUUGAUGAGAUACGGUUGCAAAACUUGCCAUUAGAUAAACGAGCUUGUGGGGCCAUGAUCAUGGCAUACAUUAGAGCAGGAAAGGCUGAACUUGGAGAGAGCCUCUUGAGAGAAAUGGAAUCUCUUGAGAUAUUUCCUGGAAAAGAAAUCUACAAAGCUCUGUUAAGAUCCUAUUCCAGAGAUGGUGAUUCUGGUGGUGCUCAAAGAGUGUUUGAUGCUAUUCAAUUUGCAGGUAUAGUUCCUGAUAUUAGACUUUGUGCACUCCUGCUCAAUUCCUACUGUGUUUCUGGCCAAAUUGACAAAGCUAAUCUUGUCUUGAAAAAUUUGAAGAAAAUAGGCCUUAAGCCGAACGAUGUUUGUAUUUCUGUUUUAUUGAAUGCUUAUGAAAAAGAAAAUGAUCUUCAUAAGGCACUAGCCUUCCUGGCUGAGCUUGAGAAUGAUGGAAUUAAGGUGGGGCCUCAGCCAAUGGCUACUUUAGUUGCAUGGUUCAGUCGGCUGGGUGUUUUGAAGGAAGUUCAACAUAUGUUACAAGAAAUUGGUAAUAGCCAAGUUUUGUGUACAAGUUAGUGGAACUGCUAUGGAAUUAUGUAAGAGAUGUUACCUACUAUUGUCGGGUGUUGGUGAGUGGAAGGUUCUUGAAAUUUUAGUCGAAUCUUGAAACUGAAGAUAUUAGAUAAUUAAAGGAAACCUGUUUCAUGA
Molecule: messenger RNA, 1587 nt
Organism: Nymphaea colorata (pocket water lily)
Lineage: Eukaryota; Viridiplantae; Streptophyta; Magnoliopsida; Nymphaeales; Nymphaeaceae
Product: pentatricopeptide repeat-containing protein At1g01970
Exons: 2
Coding region: 232-1455 (407 amino acids)
Molecular function (GO): protein binding
Source: RefSeq, a predicted model, not a curated record